AUGGCCUAUUUUGAGGAGCAAGGAGGUGUGCCCUGUGGCUUCACCCGCCAGAAUUCUGGCAACUCCAUUUCCUUGGACUUUGAGCCGGACGUGGAGUACCAGUUUGUGGAGCAGUUGGAAGAGCGCUACAAGUGUGCCUUCUGCCGCUCUGUGCUCCACAACCCCCACCAGACGAGCUGUGGGCACCGGUUCUGCCAUCACUGCAUCCUGUCCCUGAGAGAACUGGACGCAGUCCCACUCUGCCCUGUAGAUAAGGAGGUGAUCAAAUCUCAGGAGGUGUUUAAAGACAAUUGCUGCAAAAGGGAAGUCCUCAAUUUGUAUGUGUUUUGCAAAAAUGCUCCCAGAUGUAAUGCCAAGAUUAUUCUGGGACGAUACCAGGACCACCUUCAGCACUGCCUGUUCCAGCCUGUGCAGUGCUCUAAUGAAAACUGUCAGGAGCCAGUCCUUCGCAAAGAUCUGAAAGAGCAUCUGAGCGCAUUCUGCCAGUUUCGAGAGGAAAAAUGCAUUUAUUGCAAAAAGGAUGUGGUAGUCAUCAAUCUACAGAAUCACGAGGAAAACUUGUGCCCUGAGUACCCAGUAUCUUGUCCCAACAAGUGUUUGCAGAUCAUUCCAAGAACUGAGGUGGAUGAACACCUGGCCGUGUGUCCUGAAGCUGAACAAGACUGUCCUUUUAAGCACUAUGGCUGUACUGUAAAGGAUAAACGGGGGAACCUUCAGGAACAUGAGCGUUCGGCCUUACGGGACCACAUGCUUCUGGUUUUAGAAAAGAACUUCCAACUAGAGGAGCAGAUUUCUGACUUAUAUAAGAGCCUAGAACAAAAAGAAAUAAAAAUCCAGCAGCUAGCGGAAACGGUAAAGAAAUUCGAAAAGGAGUUCAAGCAAUUUGCGCAGUUGUUUGGCAAAAAUGGAAGCUUCCUGUCAAAUAUGCAGGUUCUUGCCAGUCACAUUGACAAGUCUGCUUGGCUAGAAGUUCAAGUGCGUCAGUUAUUACAAAUGGCUAACCAGCAACAAAGUAAAUUUGAUCUGAGGCCUUUGGUAGAAGCAAUUGAUACAGUGAAACAGAAAAUCACCCUGCUAGAAACCAAUGACCAAAGACUAGUUGUUUUGGAAGGGGAGACUAACAAACAUGAUGCCCACAUUAAUAUUCAUAAAGCACAGCUGAAUAAAAACGAAGAGCGAUUUAAGCUGCUGGAAAGUGCCUGCUAUAACGGAAAGCUCAUCUGGAAGGUGACAGACUACAAGCUGAAGAAGAAGGAGGCGCUGGAUGGACACACAGUGUCCAUCUUCAGCCAGCCCUUCUACACCAGCCGAUGCGGCUACCGCCUCUGCGCUAGAGCCUACCUGAACGGGGACGGGUCUGGGAAGGGCACGCACCUGUCCUUGUACUUCGUGGUGAUGCGAGGGGAGUUUGACUCGCUGCUGCAGUGGCCGUUCCGGCAGAGGGUGACCCUGAUGCUUCUGGACCAGAGUGGCAAAAAGAACCACAUUAUGGAGACCUUCAAGGCUGAUCCCAACAGCAGCAGCUUUAAGAGACCCGAUGGGGAGAUGAACAUCGCCUCUGGCUGUCCUCGCUUUGUGGCUCAUUCCACUUUGGAGAAUGCCAAGAACACCUACAUUAAAGAUGACACCCUCUUCUUGAAAGUGGCUGUGGACUUAAGUGACCUAGAGGAUCUCUAG
Messenger RNA from Rangifer tarandus platyrhynchus (Svalbard reindeer), 1677 nucleotides. The record is from the annotation of a GenBank genome assembly. NCBI's taxonomy places the organism in Eukaryota, Metazoa, Chordata, Mammalia, Artiodactyla, Cervidae.